UGGGGGAGCGACUUCCUAAAAACAGGAGCCUCUGCUUUCUGUUUUGACUUGUUUGUGUCGGACGCUGACUUCUCCGUCCCGCGCGGACACGCACCGCACCGCACCGCACCGCGCCCCCCCGGCAGGAGACCUCCCGGAUGGAAACGGACAGUCUGCUGAGCGGGACCGUGAACGGGGUGAACGGGGACUAUGGCUCGAGACGGGGUGCGGGGCUCGGAGGGGCCGCGGGGCGCCGGCGGAUGUCGUACUCAGCGGCCGCGGAGACGUGCAGAGUGGAGGGGGACACAGAUGAUGAGGAGCUCUACAUCCAACAGGCUGUUGUCUUCAUUGAAGACGCCAUUCAGUACCGCUCCAUUAACCACCGGGUCGAUGCCGGCUCACUGCGCCUGUAUCGAUGGUACUACUCCAGGAUAUGUCAGUGGGGUUUGGGCCUGAACAUUGCACUGGUGCUGUUGCUGGCGUUCGUGGAGCGCCCGUCCUCGCUGUCGGUCUCAUCGGACCCCCGGUAUCGCUCUGACCCCUGGCAGCCGCCCUGCGGCCUCACCGAGGGCAUCGAGCUGCUCUGCCUCCUCAUCUUCGCUCUGGAUUUUGCCGUCAAGAGCUAUCUGAUUGGCUGGGAGGAGCUGAGGAAGAGCAAGUGGCUGAUUGGCUACACGGUGGUCAUUUCGGUCUCCUUCAUCGACUGGGUGCUGUCUGUCAGCAUGGUGUGUGACGAGAAACUGAGGGUACGGCGACUCCUGCGGCCGUUCUUCCUCCUGCAGAACUCGUCCCUCAUGAAAAAGACGCUGAAGUGCAUCAAGAGGACUCUGCCUGAGAUCGCCAGCGUCAUCCUGCUGCUCGCUCUCCACCUCUGUCUGUUCACCAUGAUCGGCAUGCUGCUGUUUGCUAAGACGGAGGACCCCAAAAAGAACGGGGAGUGGGAGCUUCAUUUCAGAAGCCUGACGAACUCCUUCACCUCCCUGCUGGUGCUGCUCACCACGGCCAACAAUCCAGACGUAAUGAUCCCCGCCUACUCCGUCAACAGAGCGUACUCCAUUUUCUUCAUUGCCUUCAGCGUUAUUGGCACAUAUUGUCUGAUGAAUUUACUGACAGCCAUCAUCUAUAACCAGUUCAAGGGGUUUUUACUGAUGUCCGUCCAAACCUCCAUCAUCAGGAGACGACUCGGGAUCAGAGCCGCUUUCCAGGUCCUCAGCUGUCAAGGAGCGCAAAGAGCUGCUGAGGAGCGUGUGCACAUCGACGCUGUGCUGGAGGUGAUGUCCAGAGUCAAGAUCAGGAGUUACUACAGAUCAGCCAUCACUAUGGCGGCCCGGCAGUUCGCUGACGUGGGCUCCAUGGAUCGAGAGCAGUUCAGGACCAUUUUUGAUGAACUCGAUAAAGAUCGUAUUAAAGAGCACCCGCCCUUGCCUCAGUACUCGUCUCCCGUCCUGCAGAGACUCCAAGUGAUCUUCGCUCACUACUACCUGUCAGUACUGGGAAACGCUGUGGCCUUGGCCAAUGUUAUGUGCAUUUGUACCGUCCUGGUAUUGAACUCUGAGAAGUCCACAGAGGAAAGAGAUAACUACAGUUUGGAGAUUAUGAACUUGUGCUUCAUCCUCUACUACCUGUUUGAAAUGUGUGUGAAGAUCUUUGCGUUGGGCUGGAAAGGCUACCUGUCGUACAGGAACAACAUCUUUGACGGGAUCCUCACUGUCCUGUUGUUGAUCCUACAGAUCACUAUACUGAUCACGUACAGGCUCCCCUUUCCUCACUGGGACGACCCCUCUUCUCGCAGUGCCGUAUCUCUGUGGGAGAUGAUUCGUUUGGUUAACUUGCUGAUCGUCUUCCGCUUCCUGCGCAUCAUCCCGGAUAUUAAGCUCAUGGCUUUGGUUGCCAGCACACUGUUGGACCUGGUGAAGAACCUCAGAGCGUUUGCAGGGAUUCUGGUGGUGGUGUACUACGUGUUUGCAGUUUUCGGGAUCUGGCUGUUUGAAGGAGCCAUUAAGCCUCCACCAGAUAUAAGUGUGAUCUCGAAUAGCUCCAUGGAGAACAUCACCUCUAACUUCAGUGUGGAGUGCGGGACCUACGAACAGCUCAACUACUGGCCCAACAACUUUGAUGACUUUGCUGCAGCCAUCAUUCUGCUGUACGACGUGAUGAUCGUUAACAACUGGCAGGCUUUCAUGGACGCCUACAGCAGAUACACCACAGAGUGGUCCAAGAUCUACUUUGUCAGUUGGUGGCUGGUCUCCUCCGUCAUGUGGGUCAAUUUAUUCGUGGCGCUCAUCUUGGAGAACUUCAUCUACAAGUGGGAUCGCAGCUGCAGCUGCUCCGUCACAGACGUAGAGAAGAUCAGAUAUGAGACCUCGGUUCAGCUCAUGUUCAGAGAGCAGAUCCAGGAGCCCACAGAGGAGGAGUUGGUGUGUCAGCUGCACCAGCACCCCCACUUACACCUGCAGUGGUGACACACACACACACACACACACACACACACACACACACACACACACACACACACACACACACACACACACACACACACACACACCCCACACCAGCAAAAGGUCAGAACGUCAGAGGUCAAAACACUGAGGACUCGGUAUUCCCAUGUAAACUGUAACCACCUCUACUCAAACAGUCGGACACACUUUUUAAUUUUGGUUUGUCUUGUUGUUUGGGGUGAAACCACUGCCAGCUGCAGACGGGUUUAUUAAAACCACACUGAUACAUGAUUCACCGUACAAGAUACAGUCCUCCAGGUGUUUUUAUAUCUGUCUAAUAAAGCAGUCGCUGCUACGGGUUUUUUAUUAAGACCUAUAAAAGAGUUGAGAGUUGUUGCCACUAUUGUUUAGUGAAUAUUUCAUUUUGUCUUUGACAAGAUUUUUUUUGUUUGUUUUUUUUUCAUGACUUGCAGCCAACAAAACACAACGCUGUGCGAAAAUUCUGGUAUAAAGUUUAGUGACACGGUCACUGUGUGAGAAGAUAAGCUGUGCCUUCUUUAUGGAGGUGUAUUGCAGUCAUGCAGGAAAAGACUAAAACCACAGUUUUCAUCAUUAUUGAAGAUGGAGAGGGUUUGUCUUUUUGUAAUCAAGUGAAAUGCAGAGAAAUGUUUGUCUUCUCUUCCAGUUUGACUGUUAAAGCUGGGAUUUUAGAUGUUAAGAUUGGAAAAUGUCAGUUACAAUUCAGAGGGAAAUAAGUUUACAAUAAAUAGAAAAUGUAUUAAUUAAAAAAAAAACAGACCAUAAGUUUGUAAGUUUUUUGUGAAUCGAUCUCAGUAAUUCA
Messenger RNA from Salarias fasciatus (jewelled blenny), 3258 nucleotides. It is a transcript of the gene tpcn2, whose product is annotated as two pore segment channel 2. The record is from RefSeq and is a predicted model, not a curated record. Gene Ontology annotation, biological process: calcium-mediated signaling; monoatomic ion transport; endocytosis involved in viral entry into host cell. Bases 138 to 2441 code for a protein of 767 amino acids. Gene Ontology annotation, molecular function: ligand-gated sodium channel activity; voltage-gated channel activity; intracellularly phosphatidylinositol-3,5-bisphosphate-gated monatomic cation channel activity. Gene Ontology annotation, cellular component: lysosomal membrane. The transcript is spliced from 25 exons. Lineage: Eukaryota; Metazoa; Chordata; Actinopteri; Blenniiformes; Blenniidae.